This is a messenger RNA of Salvelinus namaycush (lake trout), 525 nucleotides long. Its product is annotated as gamma-crystallin S-like. The transcript has 3 exons. Gene Ontology annotation, molecular function: structural constituent of eye lens. Lineage: Eukaryota; Metazoa; Chordata; Actinopteri; Salmoniformes; Salmonidae. The record is from RefSeq and is a predicted model, not a curated record. Gene Ontology annotation, biological process: visual perception; lens development in camera-type eye. Bases 1 to 525 code for a protein of 174 amino acids.
AUGGGCAGGAUUGUCUUUUACGAGGAUAAGAACUUCCAGGGCCGUCGUUAUGAGUGUGACAGCGACUGCACCGACUUCCACUCCUACCUGAGCCGCUGUAACUCCAUCCGUGUGGAGAGUGGAGCCUGGGUGGUGUACGAGAGGCCCAACUAUAUGGGCUACCAGUAUGUUCUGACCAGGGGAGAGUACCCUGAAUACCUGCGCUGGAUGGGCCUCAAUGACCGCCUCAGCUCCUGCAAAAUGAUCCACUUUUCCUGUGGGACCCAGUACAAGAUGCAGCUGUAUGAGAAGGAUGACUUUGCGGGCCAGGCCUUCGAGGCCACCGAGGACUGCCCCUCAGUCCUGGAGAAGUACCGUUGGAGGGAGGUGUACUCCUGCAAGGUCCUGGAUGGCUGGUGGGUCUUCUACGAGCACCCCAACUACCGUGGACGCCAGUACUUCCUGGAGAAGGGAGAGUACAGGAAGCCUGGGGACUGGGGUGCAGUCAGUCCCACUGUCCAGUCCUUCAGACGCUUCACUGAGUGA